ACUCCACCCAACGGCAGAAGCACAAAACAAGUUGACGAGCGCCGCGCGAGUCAUGACGUUUGAGAGGAUAUCGUGAAGAACAAACUCUAGGCAAACUCUUGACAAAAGCAUGUAACCAGCUCUCGACGAGCGAUUAAACCAUCUGGAAUUAAUAAAAGUAACUAAAAAGUCGAUUUUAGGAAGGAGUCAUGGUCGCGGAGUGUCGAGUGUGACGGAGUUUAAAGCUAACUGAGCGCAGCUAGCCCGGGAGUUUGGCGUCGCGAGCAGUUUCACGAACAGUGAAAAUAUAGUAAUAAAGAUAGUUUUAGUACAAAGUAGUGAAAGUUAAAGCUUUAGGUGUCUAUCUGAAAGUUUAUUUGCUGUGUAGUUGGUCUGUGGACGGUUGGAGAUGGCUCAGUCGCCGGUAGCUGUUCAAGUUCCUGGAAUGCAGAACAGUCAAGUGGACCCUGAGGAGCUGUUCACUAAACUAGAGCGCAUCGGGAAGGGCUCAUUUGGUGAGGUGUUUAAAGGUAUUGACCGCCGCACUCAGAACGUAGUGGCCAUCAAGACCAUUGAUCUUGAGGAGGCAGAAGAUGAAAUCGAAGACAUCCAACAGGAGAUCACAGUUCUCAGCCAGUGCGACAGUCCACAUGUUACCAAAUACUACGGCUCAUACCUGAAGGGCAGUAAACUGUGGAUCAUAAUGGAAUAUUUGGGAGGAGGUUCAGCUCUGGACCUGCUGCGAGCUGGACCCUUUGAUGAAUGCCAGAUAGCCACUAUGCUAAAAGAAAUACUGAAAGGUCUGGACUACCUGCAUUCUGAGAAGAAAAUCCACAGGGACAUAAAAGCUGCCAACGUGCUUUUGUCGGAGUCCGGUGAGGUGAAGCUAGCAGACUUCGGUGUUGCGGGGCAGCUGACAGACACGCAGAUCAAAAGGGAGACAUUUGUGGGUACACCGUUCUGGAUGGCCCCAGAAGUCAUCCAACAGUCCGCUUAUGACUCAAAGGCUGAUAUUUGGUCUCUUGGGAUUACUGCGAUUGAGCUGGCCAAGGGUGAACCCCCCAACUCCGACAUGCACCCCAUGAAAGUUCUCUUCCAUAUCCCAAAGAACACACCACCCACCCUCAACGGAGACUUCUCCAAGAUCUUUAAAGAGUUUGUGGACUCCUGUCUUAACAAGGACCCUACGUUUAGGCCAACGGCAAAAGAACUCUUGAAGCACAAGUUCAUCGGUAAACAUGCCAAGAAGACAUCCUACCUCACCGAGCUGAUUGACAGGUUAAAGCGCUGGAAAGCUGAAGGCCACAGUGAUGAAGAGUCCGACUCUGACUCUGACUCGGAGUCCAGCAGUAAGGACAGUGACUCAUCUCCUCCAUGGUCAUUUACCACUGUUCGUAAGAAGCCAAACAAAGGGCAGUCCAAUGGAAUUGAUCAAGAUGUUACGAAGAAAUCAGCCAGUUUAACCACAGUGAUGGCUCCUGUGUUUUCUGAGCUGAAAGCAGAACACAGGGAUGCAGACCGCCUGAUAAAAGGAGUCAUCGAGGAGCUGGAGAAGAGCCUGCAUAUGGCUGAAGACCUCUGCCCGGGAGUCACUGACAAAAUGAUCGGACACAUCCUGGAGAGAGUGCAGAGGUUCUCUGUGAGUUAGUGCAGUGCCGCAUGGGGUCACUCAUAAGAAGACACCCAGGAGGAAGGACAUUACAGGGCAUCAGGUUUCCUAAUGUCAGGCCCUCCUCAUCACUGCACCUUAUCACACUUAAACACACUCAAACACAUGUACAGAGGAAGGAGGGCCUUGGAGUUGCACACUAUCUUAAAACCAAAAGGUUUAUGUCUCCCAAAGAAUGACUAUGCAUAGUGUGCUUAAAUGUAUUUAUAUAAUUUUGCCAUGUGCUUUUAAAUUUCUUCAGCUGGUGCCCAAGGAUGUGUGUGUGUGUGUUGUGUUACUGUUAUUUUACUUCAUAUUUUAUUUUGAAAGACACAAUGUUGUUACUGAAUAUGUAGAUCUGCGCACAGCAUUAGGCAAAUCUAUUGGCUAUUCACACACACACACACACACACACACACACACACACACACACACACACACACACACACGUAUAUAUAUCUCAAUCCAUCACUUUUAUUUUACCAUUUAAACUUCAAUCAGUAAUAUUUAUGUGUGGGAGAUUUAGUAAAGUUGUUUUGUUUGUCUUGGUUUGGGAUUUCUUUAUUAUGCUCUACACACUGUUACCUGUAGCAUCACAUAACUGCUGUAUUGGAGUGACAAGCAUAUCAUAUCGGUCAAAAACCAAAUAGAAAUACCUCAGUUUAGAUGAAGCAAUCAUUUACAAGAAAACACAGCUUGUGCUUAGUUUAGAUCAAGUUAAGUUUUAUUUUAAACUGCUGGGAAAUAAGAGGAGUUUUGCUGUGCAAAAGCUGCCUCCGCAUCUGAUUCGUAACAAUGGGAAUUAUUUUUAAUUGGCAAGGUCAUUUGUUUGGUUAUUUCUAGAUCUUUUAUAUAUAAAUAAAUAUACAUAAAUGAUACAUUGCUGUUAGGAUAAAAUUAUCAGCCUUUGUCGCUAAAUAUUUUGCCCUUCAUUUCUCAGUCAUGCCCACUUUUACAGUUUUAUAUACAUACAUGAAUAGAGUUACUGUACUUUUGAAGGAAAUAUGCACUUGCACACACUUAGUAAAUGUUUUUUUUUUUUUUUUUAAAUCCAGAGCUGUUUUUCUUUACAGACAUUCCAUUUCCUUUGAGUAGAUCUCAAGGGAGCUCAAGGUACCCCGGGGGCAAAAUAUCUACACACAAAAGCAAUUGAGCAGCCCAAAAUGAUUUCAAGGUCACCGUAAUAUAGACGCACACAAUUCAGGCACUAUAAAAAUGUUUUCUAUGUUUUCUAGUUUCCUAUGAUGAGGGAUUUUUUUGCCAAGCUGUAAUGAAACAUGUAAGUGUGCCAUCACUGGUAUGGUGGUGAUUUCAUACAUGCUCCUGUUGGCUGGGAGAGAUGAUGCCAACGUUACAUAACAUCCCAUUGUGCCUAAAAUUCACUUCUAUAUGUAUAUGUGAUGUCCUGAUCUUCUCAAACAGCUUUAAAACAAAUGUUUCACACACGUUGCCAGACUGCUGGAAGAUUUUAGACCAAUAAAGGUGUUUAGUUGAAGAUUUUUAUAUUUCUUUAUAGGUAUGUAGAUGCAGAAGCUAGGUUUUGUAAAUUUCUUCAUCAGAGCUUUUGUAAAGUAACGUUGCCGCACAGAAUCUUUCAAGGCUGUAUCAUAUAUAUAUAUAUAUGCUGUUUUUCUUUCUUGUUUGACUUCAACUGUUACAGAUUAGUUUUUGUUUGGUGUGGCAAAUAAAGAUGUAAAUUAUGA
This is a messenger RNA of Paramisgurnus dabryanus, 3330 nucleotides long. RefSeq names its product serine/threonine protein kinase 26 (gene stk26). Gene Ontology annotation, molecular function: ATP binding; protein serine/threonine kinase activity. Gene Ontology annotation, biological process: protein phosphorylation; negative regulation of cell migration. Gene Ontology annotation, cellular component: cytoplasm; Golgi apparatus. Lineage: Eukaryota; Metazoa; Chordata; Actinopteri; Cypriniformes; Cobitidae. The record is from RefSeq and is a predicted model, not a curated record.